Sphaeroforma arctica JP610 is the source of this 1350-nucleotide messenger RNA. RefSeq lists its product as hypothetical. Gene Ontology annotation, molecular function: protein binding. Gene Ontology annotation, biological process: cell division. The transcript is spliced from 6 exons. The annotation marks the transcript as partial. The record is from RefSeq and is a predicted model, not a curated record. Lineage: Eukaryota; Ichthyosporea; Ichthyophonida.
ACGAUGUCUGCAUCUCACAGCCGCUCGAGCCUUGAUGCCGAUUCCAAUGCGUGUGCGAGUGCAAAUGCCAAUGGAAGCUCGACACGGACGUCCUUACCAGGGCUUGGAUUCGAAGAUAAGGAGUUAUGCACACGACGAAGUAUGGACACAUACACACGUACGUAUGCACAUACACAACCACGUUCGAAUAUUAGAUUAAGUUUUAGCGGGGCGAAUCUCGAUGUGGAACGCGAACGAGAACGGGAGAGGGAGACUGGUAGCCCCCACACACCCGCACGUAUACAUGCACACGCAAGUGUGAAUACACCGAAUAUACACACACAUACACAACCACAUACGAAUGCACACACGCCUACGCAUUUGCAUUCACAACAACGUACAAGUGCAAGUAGGAGUGUGCAUGCUGGGGUUGUCAGUCCUGUGGAUAUGGGGUUUGGUGGCUACCUGAGAGACGCCAGCGCGUUUGGCACCAGUGGACGGCUGGUUGCUAAUUCUGCUGCCAGCGGUACAAAGCACAGUGACAGUAGCUUCAGCAGGAAUAGCAGUACAUGCAAGGGCAAGCAAGGAGCACUGCAUCAUCAUAGUAGUACCAGCGUCAGCCAUAACCAGUAUACUACCGAUGGGUUCAACAACCAAGGCUCGAGCUCCAUGGGCAAGAACGAAAACCUUGAGAAUCGGAACGGAGACUUCGGAGAAGAGUGCCGGGGCACUGGCAGUGAUAGUAUAGCGGCUGGUCCUGGGGCUGAUGCGGCUUCGAGUGAUGUGCCAAGGGUAGUGGCUAAGCUCAGGCGAACACGGAAACAGUGCCAAGACAGACGGCUUCUUCCCAGUGCUGUGUAUUGGGCCGAAAAGGCCCUGACGGCAUCGAAAGGGGACUGGGACGAUUUGUACUGGCUGGCGCAUCUGUACCUGGAGACGGCGCAGUACUCGCAGGUGAUCCAUCUGCUGGACGCGCACAGUGACUGCCUGAGACACCCAGCCUGUCGCUACCUACUUGCGAAAGCCCAUGCCCAGUGCGAGGCGUGGGACAAUGUUCUGUCUAUUCUUGAAGAUCCGAUUGAAUGCAGGCGAGAGGAUGCACGCAAACAAUACACAUUUAGCUCAUGGAAUUCCAGCAGCGCUAUACACUUAUUAAGGGGAGAAGCUUACAAGGCCAAGGACAGAGUCAAUCCAGCCAUACAGUGCUUCAAAGCGGCCGUGCGUGCUGAUCCCUACUGUCACGAGGCGUUCCGGAUAUUGACGUCUAAUUAUUACCUUGACCAAUCAGAAGAACAAGAGCUGUUCAACCACAUGUUGCGGCAGUGUGAUGACGAGGGGAGGGACACACUGCGCUUCCUCUACGGCGGCAUG